Blumeria graminis f. sp. triticale is the source of this 534-nucleotide messenger RNA. The record is from the annotation of a GenBank genome assembly. NCBI's taxonomy places the organism in Eukaryota, Fungi, Ascomycota, Leotiomycetes, Helotiales, Erysiphaceae.
AUGUCAGUUAAUAUCUCGCAGGAAGAGCUGUUUGAAUUUCAUACAGCACACUUCUCUAAAGUCAACAGGGAUCAUUUUGCUAAACAUUUUCUUGGUCCGGUCGCACAUCUUGAAGAUCAUCUAGGCUACUACGAGGAUGGUUCAGAAAGAACACUUACUGACGCGCAAAUUUGUAUAUUUCGACACACAGAAAUACAAAAUCUUUUCAGAGAACGCCAAUAUAUGCGCGAGGCAAUGGGUGAAAUGAACCCCGACAACCCAUCUGAAAUACAGAUACCAAAAAGUUCUGACGCUAUUAGCUCGUCAUCCAACAAAACUAACGUGAAGCGUCCCUCAAACAAAGAAAGGAAAGCACUUAAAGCGAAGCAGAAAGGGUAUUUCAAACCAAACAACAAACCUGACUUGCGGAAAAGGACAUGGGAUAAAGUUGAGCCUGGAUAUGGGAGCUUAAACUAUGAUGAGGCACAAGGUAGUGUCGAUUCAAGUCAAUUACGUUCAUUACAAAGACGUCGUAUAUCAUAUGGAGAGUCUUAA